Molecule: messenger RNA, 3294 nt
Organism: Aspergillus pseudotamarii
Lineage: Eukaryota; Fungi; Ascomycota; Eurotiomycetes; Eurotiales; Aspergillaceae
Exons: 4
Coding region: 1-3294 (1097 amino acids)
Molecular function (GO): protein binding
Source: RefSeq, a predicted model, not a curated record
AUGGAUACUCCCAGUGAUUCUGUCAAAAAUAAGACGCACAGCAUCUUCGGAUGCUUGAAGUCGGUCUUCAGAGGGCGGAAAAGAGACAAAGAUACGCGUCUCACUGCCCCAAAACCAAGCACGUCAAAUAUAACUGCGGGUCCGGACGCAGAGAGUGGCGCUGCCAAUCCCGAAAAUGACAUUUCCAAAACCGACGACCACGACAACGCAAAUGGCUUUUGGCAGAUGGCGUACAACGAGUUAACAGAAAGCGACCCAAAUAGUGUAGCAAUACUUUUCCCGCUGACCGGAACUAAGCCUCAGGAUGCUGGCGAUGCACGAACGAGAGAGAUAUUGGACGAGGUAGUUAAGGCGACAAGGGCGCAGUACAAGAAGGAGGGAGGAAAGCAUGGCAUUCGGGCCACAGCCGAAAAAAUAUUAGACUCUGUGCUGUCUUUCCAAGAUAUUGUCAGUAAUAUUGCGAAAUUUGAUCCGACUGGGUACGCUUCCAGUGCUUGGGCGAUAGUUUCCCUUGGAUUAACGAUGGCUAAAAAUCAUGCAGACCGCAAGGGGGCUCUAUUUGACUCAGCGGGAUAUCUGGCGGAUUUGCUGAGUCGUUGUGCCUUCAUCGAAGAACAGUUUUAUGGGGAUAGAAACCCUGUCAUAGUGAAUAUCGGGAAAGAACGAUCGAUCGUCCGGGUAUAUGUGGCAAUAUUGCGAUACUCCGCCGAAGUACGUAGAGUUCAACAGUCUAACAAGGGAAAGGAUAUCGCGGAGAGCAUAACGGCUAUAACAAGCCAGCCACUCCUGCAGCUCAAGACCUUAGCCAAGGAAGAGGAGUCCCACCUGUAUCAAUGGCUGGUUGUGGACCAGCACCUACACCGAAAAAAGGAAGCAGAGGCUAUUCUGACUCACCUCGAUGAAUUGAUCGUGGAUAUCCAAAAAAUGCGUGAUGCAGUUGAUAUGUUGCAUCUCCCUGUUGCCAAAGGCGCAUUUUUUGACUCCUUCGAGGAUCAGCAUGAGGAUGAGUGCCUUCCUGGAACACGAACAGAAUUGCUUCAGAAGGUGCAGGACUGGGGAAGGUCUAGUGAAAGAUGUAUAUUCUGGCUGAGUGGAAUGGCAGGUACUGGCAAGUCCACUAUUGCGAGGACGGUAGCCCGAUCGUUUAAAGAGGAUGGCAUCCUCGGGGCAAGUUUCUUUUUUAAGAGGGGCGAGGGAGAUCGUGGCUCAGCUGCAAAGUUCUUCCCAACAAUAGUAAAGCAAUUGGCAGUCUACAUUCCUCAAAUGGUUCCCGGAAUCCGAAAAGCUCUCGAAGACGAUCCUGCGAUUCCGGGAAGAUCAAUUCGAGAGCAGUUUAAUAAGCUCAUGUUACAGCCGUUACUCGCUGUAGAUUAUGGUGAAGCCAUGGAUUCCACAGUGAUUGUCAUCGACGCCCUAGAUGAAUGCGAUCGGGAGGAAGACAUAGAGAUUAUCCUCAACCUUUUACCUGGGGUUGAGACGGCAACAAAUCUGGCAAUCCGGUUCUUCUUAACCAGCCGGCCGGAGAUACCCAUCCGUUUUGGGUUUAAUCAGAUCGAUAGGAGCAAGUACCAGAAUACUAUCCUGCAAAAUCUGGAUGAAGAUAUGAUAAAACAUGAUAUCGCCUUAUAUCUCAGAGAAGAAUUCUCGAAAAUACAGCAGAAGCGCCGGUAUGCUCUUUCUCCCGGCUGGCCUGGAGAGGAACGGAUCGAAGCCUUAGCAAUGAUAGCUUGUCCGCUCUUUAUUUUUGCAGCCACAAUGUGUCGUUUUGUGGGGGAUAGGCAUUUUGACCCGGAUGAACGGCUUCGGGAGUUUUCUGCUAGUUCUACAGGAUCAAAGAUGGAUAACACAUACCGACCGGUUUUGAGCCAACUCCUUGUCAAGGAUACUACAGACAGGAAUAAAUUGGUGAAAGAGUUUCAAAAGAUUAUCGGUGUAAUUAUUCUGCUUGCUAAUCCGCUCUCGUUGAGGUCUCUUGCAGAGCUGCUUGAAACACCGGAACACCAUAUCAGUAUUUAUCUGGACUUAUUCCAUUCAGUCCUGUCUAUACCUAGCGAUCCGACUCUGCCUAUACGGACCCUGCAUUUGUCCUUCCAUGAUUAUCUGGUGGAUCAUCGUACAAAAGACCAAAAUAACAUAUCCCGAUUCUGGGUGGAUAAAAGGGACAAGCACGAGUUCAUAGCCUGCCAAUGUCUUGCUGUUAUGGGCCGUUACCUCAAAAAGAAUAUUUGCAAUCUGCCAAGCUAUGGGACCAGCCGAACAGAGAUAGGCCCUGAUUCUAUAGCAAGAUAUCUUCCGCCUGCCCUCCAGUAUGCCUGUCGUCACUGGGUUUACCAUCUAACUGAAAUCCCAGCACAAGCCAGAAUUCUUGGCAAAGUGCUCAUAUUCCUGAAAGACCACUUUCUUCAUUGGCUGGAGGCCAUGGGUAUUUUAGGAAUAAUAUCAGAAGCUAUAAUUGCGGUGAAUUCAUUGCUCCAACUGACUAAAGAUAAAUCCAGUAAUGAGAUACAUGUUUUCCUCUUAGAUACGCGCAGAUUUAUUCUAAAGUUUACACAAAUUGUUGAUACAGCACCACUGCAGCUGUACAGUUCUGGUCUGAUUUUCGUCCCACGUACAGCGUUGAUCAGAGAGAAUUUUAAGAGAGAACUUCCUACUUGGUUGUUCAGAGGUCCAAAAGUAGAAGAGUAUUGGAAUCCAGAAAUGCAAACGCUGGAGGGCCAUUCUGGCUCGAUUCUGUCAGUUGCCUUCUCAGGCGAUGGCCAGCUUCUGGCAUCCGGCUCUCUUGACAAGACUAUCAAGCUAUGGGAUCCCGCCACCGGCACUCUUAAGCAUACCCUAGAGGGCCAUUCUGACUCGGUUCAGUCAGUUGCCCUCUCAGGCGAUGGCCAGCUUCUGGCAUCCGGCUCUGUUGUCUUCUCAGGUGAUGGCCAGCUUCUAGCAUCCGGCUCUCUUGACAAGACUAUCAAGCUAUGGGAUCCCGCCACCGGCACUCUUAAGCAUAACAUAACCACUGACGGUAUUGUUACCAACAUUGAAUUUUCAGAGCAUCUGCCGCUAUUGACUACGAACAUAGGAUCUUUCGAUAUCCAAAUCUGCUACGAGAGCUUCUCAUCAAAUUCCUCCAAAAAAGUGACAGAGGUAUCUCUGGGAGUAGAUCGGUGGGUUAGUAUUCAGGGUCAAAGAGAGCUAUGGCUACCUCCCAAUUAUCAACCUAGCUCCUCAACGGUUAAAGAUAGUAUUAUCGCACUUGGUAGCACGAGCGGCAGAGUUGCUAUAAUUACGUUCUCAGUUAUAUAA